This is a messenger RNA of Hippoglossus stenolepis (Pacific halibut), 5756 nucleotides long. RefSeq names its product nectin cell adhesion molecule 3b (gene nectin3b). Gene Ontology annotation, biological process: heterophilic cell-cell adhesion; homophilic cell-cell adhesion. Lineage: Eukaryota; Metazoa; Chordata; Actinopteri; Pleuronectiformes; Pleuronectidae. Gene Ontology annotation, cellular component: apical junction complex; adherens junction. The record is from RefSeq and is a predicted model, not a curated record. Bases 166 to 1815 code for a protein of 549 amino acids. The transcript has 6 exons.
UCGCUCAGUGCUGCGGUCAGGUGAGCUGCGGCUCCCCUCGCUCCACUGAGCAGAUGGUACAGUCCACAUGCAGUCGAUAGUUGUUGCUGAGGAGGUUCCUUCACAUACCGUUGAACCUGCUCUCAUCCCGGGUCCUGCGGCUGGAGGCUGCGCUGCUUUUCCAACAUGUCCCCGUCAUCUCACCGGAGCCACCGUGGAGGACACGGCGUGGUCGCGUUACUCCACGUUUUAUGCAGUAUUAUAGGUCUGUGCUGCAGUCAAGUGGUGGUACCUCAGAGGGUUAGUGCUGUGCUGGGGAAGAAUGUGACAUUGGAGUGUAGGGUGGAAAUGGACUUGGAAACAAACCUCACUCUCACUCAGAGUUCCUGGGAGCGCCGCUUACCUUCGGGCGCCGUCACCUUGGCUGUCUACAACCCUGAGUAUGGCAUCUCCAUCCCAGAGCUUAGUCACCGCUUGCAUUUCCGCUCACCCUCCUUUUACGAUGCCACCAUCGUCCUGGAAAACGUGGGCUUUGCUGACGUCGGGAUCUACACCUGUAAGGCCGCUACAUUUCCUUUGGGAAACUCUCAAGCCUCCACUACGCUCAAUGUGCUCGUGGAGCCGAAGGUCUACGUGUCAGCAGGUUCAACCGCCCUGAUCGAUGGUGGCAAUGAAACCGUGGUGGCCACCUGUAUCGCUGAGCGGGCUCGGCCCCCCGCUGAGGUGUCCUGGGAGUCCAACCUGUUUGGCCAGUCAGAAGUGCAGCUGUUCGACGAGGUCAACGGCACCACCAGCACACAGGUGCGCUACCUCUGGCAGCCCACACGCCACGUCCAAGGCCAUGCGCUCACCUGUGUGGUCCGCCACCCAGCGCUGCUGAGUGACUUCAGGAUCCCAUACCAGCUCAACGUGCAGUUUGCUCCUGACAUCUCAGUCGUGGGCUACGAUGGAGACUGGUAUGUGGGUCGGGAAAACGUUCAAAUGACUUGCAAGGCCAACGCAAACCCACCAGCUCAUCACUUCAAAUGGAUCAGAUUGGACAGUGAAAUGCCAGAAGGGGUGGAAAUAAUGAAUAGCACUCUGCUCUUCCUGCGUCCCCUUCAGCGGAAGGAUUCUGGAGUAUACAGGUGUGAGGUUGCCAAUGACAUCAACCUCCGCAGUCGGGAUGUGCGCAUUCUCAUACAAGAUCCUCCCACCAUGCCUUCCACCAUUACUGCUCCUGUCCUAGCUGGCUCUGCCUCCUCCACCUUAGUGGAUGAUAAGGGCCAUGUCCUCCUCAGCUCCCCCACACUCGAAGCCCUACCUGAGAGUAAUCUUGGUUCCGUAGUGGGUGGUGCUGUGGGUGGGACCUUGUUCCUGCUACUGCUGCUGUCUAUGGUAGGCGUGUAUUACCUACGCAAACAGCAGACCUUCCACGGGAAUUACUACACCCCGUACCUGGGUCCCAAUCACCUCCAGAAAGCCCCUACGCAGCACGAGCUCCGCCCAACCAAAGCCGGCAGCAGCUCCUUCCGCCGCGACCACGACCGGGAGGAGUGGGGCGCCAGCCAGCUCAAACAAGAGCAUUCCCAUAGCGACUCUAACGGAGAGGAGUAUCCCCCUAAUGGCUUCACUAGGGCAAUGAGGGAGAGCAGUCACCACUGCAAUCAGCAGAAUCACCAGCGUGAACACACACAGUAUUCUAGCCCAUGGCAGGCCCGACUACCGCAUCCACCGAAACCACAGGGAAACGGCUCCCCCUGCCAGUCAGAUGACUGCUACGAUAGCGGGACUGAUGCGGACUAUGUCUCUCACACAGAUGGCUCGGUCAUCUCACGUAGGGAGUUGUUCGUUUGACAAGCUCCAUGAUUCUGCAGGAGCAGAAAUGCUACAUAAAUAGGAAGUUUUCAUUUAUUUGGUUAGAAAGAAGAACCACAUUAUUUCUGUUUUGUACGCACACAGUCUCAGUUCUUUAAUUCUUUUGUUUUACAAUUGUCCUGGACAACACUUGAUCUAAAGUUUCUCUUUGUCAUGGGGACAGACUGUGGACUGUUCAGCCCCACACCUACAUGCCUACAGAAGUGGGCAUGUCACUAGUUUGUGUGUGCAGAGUCUAACAAAAGACGUAAGUAUGUGCUGUUUCUGCCUUACUACAUGGACUGCCAAUGUAUUUAGUAUUACUAUUGUGGUUCAGUGGAGUGAAAGCCUUGGGACUUUGAGGUCACAUAUGUUAGAAGAAAGUUGUUUUUUGUUUUUUCAACAAAAUCAGCCUUUUUGGGCUAUGUGAUGCUUAUUUGUAUAUAUGUUGCUAUUGAUUACAUUGAGUACACUUACUUUAGAAGACCUCUGAUUAUAAUUGGCUAAUAGUUAAGAAUGGUGCAGAACCGGAUUCGAAAUAAAUUUAUUUUCCCAAAACUCAGUAUAGGGCACAGCAGAGGCUGUAUAAGCUGAUUCAAAAAAGGUCUUGCUGAGAAAUCAAUAUCCCUCCAUGCUUAGUGACCUCGUGCUCAUACAUAUUAUUGCACUUCCUUUUGCAUAACUUAAUGGGCAAACCGGAUCAUCAGACCUUAUUUAAAUUACCGCAAUGGGAGACUUGUGAGGUUGAGGACUUGACCACCGAUGUCCUAGUAACGUCCUUUUAAAACUGAUGGCCCAGAGUGGGAAACUUAAGAGCAUUUCUACCGUAUGUCCUCAGCUCGUCUUAUAUCCCCAGGAGGCAGGGGUGGAGAGAGGCUAAGCAGAGGAGCCUGUGUGCAUGAGGCACAAUCCACUGAAGCAACAGACUCGGUCUGUCACACAGUCGAACUUUGAUAUGCAAAUUUGCCACACCAUCUUCUCUGUCCACUGCAAGUAGAAAUAAGUUAAAAUAUUAUUACUGAUUUAUUUUUAUCCCUCGCAUGGUGGUUAUGGAUACGUUUGUGUAUUUGCGCUCCAGCCCCAAACCAGGACUCUGGGAAAUUGUUUGGAUGUUUGAAGCAGGUCGUCAGUAUGGCAGCCACCAUGCACUGGCCUCCUUGUCCCAAAGUAUUUUGUCUCACAAAGAAAUCAUUCAGGAGUGCAGCCAGGACACUAUUACACAUAACUACCCAUGGUCUAAUUUCACUACUCUCAGUAAUCUGUUGAAACAAGAAGCAAUUACAAUCUGAGGCAUUAAUAGGCUUAUUGUGGCUUAUCCAUGUGUGCAACUGCACACUCAAAUCAUACUAACCAGUUAUUUGAAGCAUUUAUGAUUACUAUUAUUUUUAUAACAACUCAUACUAUUAGAUAAAUCAGACAAAUGAGGUCUUUUGUGCUGGAUAUGCUGUCUCUGUCACCUGUGGUUAUCAAACUGUCCACUCAGCUCUUUAUCCACAGCACAGUGCUUACUCAUCAGAAGGGACAGACAAUUUGUUUUAGUGCACUGAUGAUUAAAUCUCUCACUUUGAAUAGGGAUAAAAAUAAUCUGGCUUGAGUUGCAACUAAUUCGGUAUUUAUUUGUUACCAGCCUUAUUUUACUGCCCAUUAAGGUGCUACAACGUUUGCAGGAGUAUGAUUGAACUGAGGUCUAAGUGUAUUUCAUAAGUCAGUGUCCAGUGGUUCAUGAGUCAAAGCUAUUACGGGGUUAAAGAUGCAUCUCAGUUUUUGUAUGUGACACAGAUAAAGUGUUUAAUAGUUCACCAGACUGCAUGGAGGAUAUCCCACAGUUUCUUUCAUGUACGCUAGUGUUUGUGAAUACAACUUCUGUAGUGUGGUCACCUUUACAAUAUUUGCAGCAAGAUGCCAAAUAUUUGUUGAACGUACAUUACAGAUAUAAUAUGAUGACAGUGCGUCUCACAUAAGUAUUAAGUGACUAGGUAGCAACUGAUUAUUAUUACGUAGCUUCUAUAAAUGCCUAACGUAUCACUGUUGUAUACAGGGUCUUGUAGCUUGAAAUAGAAAUGAAAAGAUGCUAUUUGGCCACUUUAAUAUUACAGCAAGAGUCGAUAAAAUGGGAUUUAGUUAUAUUGUUAUGAACCUGCACUAAUUUGUCAGGGUAUGAAUCUUGUGGAGUGAGUAGGCUGCGAUAUCUCUGUGAGAUUUAAUAAUGUUCGACUGUAACUUGCAAGCGGACAAUAUGACACCUGUGCUGUUGUUCCAAGUGUUGUUUCAGAUGCUGUGCAGUGCAGUAGGACUAAAAUACACUAAGCUUCCCAUUAUAAUAACUACCAGUUAUAUUAUUUUGAUUCCUUCACACUACGAGUGUGAUAAGACAAGUUUUGGAUUAAUGUUCCCUGGUUUAGAGAUUUCUUGCCUAAAACAAUACACUUGAUAAUCUACUCAACACACUGUCGAAAGUUUUGAGACUAUUUCUUUGGUAGAAUGUAGUUCCCAUGAAAACUAUCCAGGGGGUUUAUUAUUAUUUAUUUAUUUUUUGAUAUUUUGCUUUUAAUUUGAUGUAAUUUUCCAAACCUAUGGAAAACUAGAUUGGCACUCAGUGGAGUGCAUGUCUCUGUUAUGGCCCAACAGUCCCCUUAAAACAUAUCAAGCCGCACCAAAUUUCAUAAACUAAUAUAUCAUUUCACUUAACAUGUUGGAUUUUAUUCCAUUAAGAUCCACAUAUUAUUUCCUGCCAAAUCUGAAAAUGUGAAAAAAAAAAUCACGGUUUUGAUCUGCCCCUUUGUCCAGACCCUAACUAUAAGUUAAUGGCGUCUUACUUGGCCUAUACCCCAUCCUUCCACCAAAUUUCAAUAAUCUGGCUUUAGCAGGUUUUCAUAAUCCGGCAAAAAAAACUGGACUCAAAACACGACCUUCUUGGUGGAGGUAGCAAACAACAUUCCAUUUGUCUUCAUUGUAUUUGGCUGCUGGUUAAACCAUCAGAGAACAUUGCCUCAAUACCUGGGUCUAUAAAUCCCUAUUGACAUGUAAAAUAGAAAAGAGUUUGAGUGAACUGAUGCUUUAAUGGGAGUACAGCUGGAUCAUUUGUGAACCACAAAACCUCAUUUACAUUGUUGAAUUUUAAGUUGUGUUCUUGAUUGUUUUUUUGAUGUUGCUGCUGACACCUAUGAUUUCAGUAUUUCAUAUAAAUGCAGAGAGCAACAGGAAGCACAGCAGCCUCACCCUGUUGUUUUGUUUGCUUCUAUGCACUAAGACGGAAAUUCCACUAAUCAAUAUAUUAUUUUUGCUCGACCGUUUGCAGCCCUGCACCUGGAUUAAUGAAGUUCUUUUGUACUGUGACAUUUUGUAUAGACAUCAGUCCUCAAUAUCUUCAGGAGAUGUCCUUCACUUUGAGUUGAAAAUACAACUAUAGUGCCUUAGAUACCUAGACGAAGAAAUUUCUGUGUUUUCUUAUAAUUGGAUGUGGCGACCUUAUUUGUUGCUCUGAGAUUUUCUUUAACUUUUUGUUUUUUGAUUUUUACUGCAUAAUGUUUGUUGGGAGGACUCAGUUGUCAGUUGUGCCAUAUUCACUUCUCAGCCCUUGUUCCUAUGAUGGUUAUUGAUGCAGUAUAUUUACAAAUCUAGAGGCAUUAAAACACACACAAAGAUGAUGUUAAAAUAUAUUUUAAUUUAAAAUUCGUUAAAUCUCUACUUCAUAUGUGUGUGUCAGGGUUUGUUUGUUUUUUGUUGAAUCACUGUUGUUAAAAAGACUGAAGAGUUAAAUUCAGUCUCACCUUGUUCAAAUGCACCUUGUGGUCAUGUUUGUUUUUGUAUAUACAGAAGGAAAUGUAAGUUUCUGGAAGGAAGGAAAAAAGAAUAUUUAUGUUAAUGUGACAACAGUGAAGCAUUAUUUUGUCAAUCGUUCUGACAAACUUUAGUUGAAUAAAGCACCUUAGCACCUGUGA